Labrus mixtus (cuckoo wrasse) is the source of this 4954-nucleotide messenger RNA. It is a transcript of the gene srcin1a, whose product is annotated as SRC kinase signaling inhibitor 1a. The coding region runs from base 13 to 4542 and encodes 1509 amino acids. Gene Ontology annotation, biological process: regulation of dendritic spine morphogenesis. The transcript is spliced from 20 exons. The record is from RefSeq and is a predicted model, not a curated record. Lineage: Eukaryota; Metazoa; Chordata; Actinopteri; Labriformes; Labridae. Gene Ontology annotation, cellular component: postsynaptic density; actin cytoskeleton; cytoplasm.
ACCCUUUUUUGCAUGUUUUGUCUUCCAGCCCACGGCAGGGCCUGUUUUCCUAAGCAAGAUCCCGAGCGGGGUGGCAGUCACAUGAUCUCGACUGAUGACUUGGAGUAUCCACGGGAAUAUCGGACACUUGGGAACACAGCUCGCCGCUUCUCCAAUGUCGGCCUGGUGCACACGUCAGAGCACCGCCAUGGCGUCAGCGCUGCACAGAGCCUGGAGGCCCUGACAAACCUGCACAAGGCUGACAUGGAACGCAAGAGGGAUGCCUUCAUGGAUCACCUGAAGAGCAAGUACCAGCAGCAGCAACAGCUGCAGCAUCCGCACCACAGCCCACACCACAACCCCCCUUCACCCUCUCCCUCCCACGCCAGCAUGAGGAGUUCAUCAGAGCGAGCUGCGCGGGAACAGCAACAGCCAAACUACUGGAGCUUUAAGAGCCGCAGUCCACGGCAUUCCCAGUCUACCCAGUCUGGGCUUGCGGACCAGGCCGCCAAGCUCUCCUUCGCCUCCGCUGAAUCCCUGGAGACCAUGUCGGAAGCCGACAUCCCCAUUGGAUUCAACCGGAUGAACCGAUUUCGCCAGAGCCUGCCACUGUCCCGCUCCGCCAGCCAGAAUAAGCUACGAUCUCCAGGUGUGCUGUUCCUCCAGUAUGGAGAUGAGACACGUCGAGUGCACAUCACCCACGAGCUGAGCAGCCUGGACACGCUGCACGCUCUCAUCGUGCACAUGUUCCCUCAGAAGCUAACAGCAGGUAUGCUGAAGUCGCCCAACACGGCCAUUUUAAUCAAAGAUGAGGCGCGCAACGUUUUCUACGAGCUCGAGGACGUCCGGGACAUCCAGGACCGAAGCAUCAUCAAGAUAUACCGCAAAGAGCCGAUCUACGCUUCCUACCCUGCUGCUCCACACCUGGCUAAUGGAGACCUGAGGAGGGAUAUGGUGUACUCCUCCCGUGACUCCUCCCCUACUCGCCGCCUCAACACUCUCCCGUCCUCGUCAGGCUCAGCAUCCUCUGGCUCCCCGUCCCGCUCACGUCUCUCCUACAGCGGGGGCCGUCCUCCAUCCUUGGCCGGGUCUCAUUCUCAGCAUGAACAGCAGCGACAUCCCCAUCAUCCCCCCGCUGGACAUAGUGCCAAUGUUGGCCUGUCUCCCUCACCCAGCGCCAUCCUAGAGCGCCGCGAUGUCAAGCCUGAUGAAGAAGUUUCUGCAAAAAACAUGGCCCUGAUGAAGAACGAGGGACUGUAUGCUGAUCCCUACAGCCUGAUGCACGAGGGCCGCCUCAGCAUCGCCUCUACCCAGUCGCUAGCCGCACUUGGAGACCCUUUUAGCUUCCCUGUUUCCAGUGGCCUGUACCGCCGUGGCUCUGUGCGCUCACUGAGCACCUACUCGGCUGCAGCUCUUCAAGGGGACCUGGAGGACUCCCUCUACAAACCUGGAGGUUCGCUUUACUCCGACACGUACUCCUCAGCCACACUGGGCAUGGGUUUCCGCAUGCCUCCCUCAUCCCCGCAGAAAAUCCCUGACAUGCAGCUGAGGGACAGGGACUCAUACUCCAGCUCACCUAGCAGAGCUUCACCGGUCAGGCAGUCCUUCCGCAAGGACUCCGCCUCCUCCUCCGUGUUUGUGGAGAGCCCAAAGUCAAGGCCCAGCUCUGGUUCCGAACCGCUAUGUCUUACAGCCGGACCUGGGGAGGGUGGAAGGGCUACGCCUGGCUUUGGCUCCUCGAUGUCUGGACAAGACUCUGACAGCAGCAGGGAUCAACGUCUGGAGCGUAUGGAGGCAAUGGAGAAGCAGAUAGCCAGCCUUACUGGUCUCGUCCAGAGUGUGCUGACCAGGGCACCAGACAGUGACAGCACAUGCGGCCUGCUGCGUCUCUGCAUGAUGGCCGGCUGCCCACCGGACCAAGGGACGGAGUUCUCACGGCCAUUACCUUUCUCUUCCAGCGAGAAGACCGAAACCAACAGCGACGGCUCGGCCACUGGACCUGGACGGCUGAAGAAGAAAGCUCAUACACCAUCAGCUCCGCUAGCACUGAUGCCACCACCACCUACUAACAGCGUCAGCCGCUUUCAGAUGCAACUCCACCUGCAAGGCCUGCAGCAAAACGCCACUGAUCUGCGCAAACAGCUCACGCAGCUAAGGAAGACACAGCUGGAGAACCAGGAUUCAGUUCGAACUCUGCUGAAACGGACAGAGGCAGAGCUGAACGUGCGCGUGGCUGACGCCCUGAGGAAGCAGGAGGAUCCUCUGCAGAGACAGCGCCUCCUGGUGGAGGAGGAGAGACUCAAGUAUCUGAACGAGGAGGAGCUCAUCAUCCAGCAGCUCCACGACCUGGAGAAGUCGGUGGAGGAGAUCCAGAAGGAGUCGUCUGUCAACCACAAGCUGGUGACGGUGCAGGAGCUGGAGGAGAAGUCGGCUCUUCUGAGAAAGCUGGGAGAAACACUCACAGAGCUGAAAAAUCAGUUCCCAGGCCUGCAGAGUAAGAUGCGGGUGGUGCUCAGAGUGGAGGUGGAGGCCGUCAAAUUCCUGAAAGAAGAGCCACACAGGCUCGACGCCCUUUUGAAACGAUGCAAGACUAUAACGGACACCCUGGCCACCAUGCGCAAACAGGCAAAUGAGGGGGUGUGGAAGAAGCAGGAGGACUUUUCUAAUCCUUCAUCAAAGCACAACGAUGACUUGCGAAAGUUUUCAGACUUUGACAUCCCCACCAGCUCUCCGCUCACCAUCAGUGACCUUGGAGGCAACAGCCUGUCCAACUGGAGCCCCCACUCAAGCCUCAGCCGUGGCCAUGGGAACCCGUCUGGCCCUCACAAGGACAAUCAUCCUCCUGUUCCCCACAAGGGCAAAGCCCUGGAGGAGCUGGAACGCCGCGCUGCUGCUGACAAAGCUUUAUCCGUGGAAGUCCGACUGGCAGCUGAGCGGGACUGGGAAGAGAAGCGUGCCAGUCUGACCCAGUACAGUGCCCAAGACAUUAACCGGUUGCUGGAGGAGACGCAGGCUGAGCUAAUGAAAGCUAUUCCAGACUUAGAGUUUGCUGCCAAGCAGAUCAAGCCUUCCUCCAACACGCCAACCUCCCAGAACCCCCAGUCUGGGGCAGGAACCCCAGAGCACCGCGUCAGCAAGCCCCAGCACAAGCUUUCUGGGAAAGAGGGACUAUACAGGCGUGGCUCUGACGAGCUGACAGUACCACGGUAUCGCACAGAGAAACCCUCCAAGUCGCCUCCCCCUCCACCACCUAGACGCAGUUUCCCCUCCUCUCCAUGCGUUACCAGCCGCAGUGGAGAGACCCUCAUUCCUGGCAAAAGUAUAAAAAAGUCCGAAUCUGAAGAGAAUGAAAUCCAGAAGCCUCAUGUGAAAUUGAGGAGGGCUGUUUCUGAGAACCCUCGUCCUGCAUCUACACCCCCCACACUCGCCUCUGGGGACAAGGAGGAUCGUGAGGAGGAUAAAAUUGCCGCUGAAUUGGAGGAAAGGCGCUUGUCUCCUGUGCCCUUCAUCGUGCUGACAGAGUGUUUGCCUGCGUCUCCCGCUGCCUCAGAGGAGCCUGUCAGAGAUGAAGCAAAUGACCUUGUACGCGAGAGUCCAUCACAGGAUCUGACUGGUCAUUACACCAUCUACCAGACUCAAAUAACCAAAGAAAGGGAUUCAUUUGUAAGCUCUCACCGAGCGGAGCGAGAGCAGUGUCGCGUUAAAGAGGAUAAGGACUUAAAACGGGAAGUUUCUCUGUUGUUGACCGAGCUGCAGGUGAGGGUGGUGUCUCCCUCAGAGGUCCAGGAGCUCUGCAGGACUACGGGUGAAACUCUGCAGACUCUGACAAUCUCCCCACAGACGAGGGACGUCUCUGAGGUUCAGCUGAGUGUCCGGCCUCUCCUUGUGCUUCUCACAGAGGGAAAAACAGUCAGGGAGGCCUACAGGCUGCUGUAUUCUCUUUUAGAGUCAUCUAAGCCGGUGCCCAAACCCAGAAUAAAAUCCUCCCUCCACUCAAGCCAGCAGAGCUCCUUGACGCAGGCUCUGAAGAGAGGGAUAGAGACGGGGGAAAGGGUGCUUACAAUUCAGCACACCACUGAAACUAAGGGAAUUCCUGGAGUCCAGCUAAAGUCAUUGAACACUAGUCUUAAGACCACUCGAUCAGACAGCUCAGCGGACACUCUGUCCAACCAGGGCCAGAGGAAAACAAGAGAAGAUGUCCAAAGCAGCACCUACAGGAGGCUGGACAGCUUGGAGGAGACUAUCCGUGAGCUGGAGAACACUUUGAUUGAGAUAGGCGGCCACCCGACACCAGAGCAUCUCUACGCGGAGACAACCACCCGAAGCACCCAUAUACAGAUGACAGACAGUGUGACCUCAGGGACCAGGAGGCCACCUGUCCCGCGCAAGCCGUCCUCCCUGAGCCCAGCACCAAUCCAGGGAGGGAACAGUUCUGGUGGUGGGGAUGUUCAACUCUCCUCUGCUGCCUCCAAACUGAAGCACCUGCAGCAGAACAGCACAGAUAAGACCAAAAGCAGCAAAAGAGACGACUUCAUGAAGAUCCAGGGCCAGCAGCAGCAGUGAGCGACCUGUGCGUGUCCAGCCUCUUCAACUUCCUCCUCCUCCUCCUCCUCCUCCUCCUCCUCCUCCUCCUGUUAACCCAAAUGGAGAGCUACACACAUCCAUCUGCCCCUUUUACUUUGCCCCUCCAAAAUCUACACUGAACCCCAGUCUGUGUGUGUUAGUGGAAGAGUGUGAGCUUGUGUGUGCGUGUGUGUGUGUGUGUGUGUGUGUGUGUGCAAGCAUGCAUGCACGGGCAUGUUUGACUGUAAUGGGAAGGGAAGGAGCUGCAGGGGACAGUGCCCAGUCAAUUUUCAGACUUUAACUCUCAUGAUUUCCCCUUUGAUCCCUGAAACCUCCCCUCCCCUUCCCUGUUUCUUUUGGCCCUGCUCUCCCUGAAGGCCUUGGGGACCAACAGCACCAGCGGCAGUAUGGA